AUGGAAUCUCCAAAGCAAUCAACAACAACAGUCACUACCACUCCUACUUCCGCACCCACACCGAGAAAAUAUACUGGGAUGGAUUGCAGAUUCUGUCAAAAGAGUUUCUCUAAAGGCGAACAUUUAAGGAGACACGAAAGAAGUCAUACUGGAUCUCGACCUUUUGUAUGCAAAGAAUGCAGAAGACCAUUUGCAAGACAAGAUUCUCUUGCUCGUCAUGAAAGGUUACAUACUCGAAGAGAAAGCAAUUAUCCCAAUUAUCCUUCACCACCUUCAAGUUUAAUUUCGCAAUCUAGCAUACCGACGAACAUGUUACCUGCGAUGAAUACAAACUUACAGAUGGAAACACCAAGAACACAACAAGGAAAUAUGGAGGAUAGAGGUACUGGUCAUUCUAUCAUUGGAAAUACACCAUCUUCUACAGAGGAUCUCGAUUUUGAAUUAAUAUGGCCAGAUGCGGAAGAUUUGUUCGAAACUUUGAUGUCUUCCGAUCCAACGAAUUCUUGGCAAAUGCCAAUUGGAAUGUUACCAGUACCUAUUACAACUCGGUCACAUAUAAAUAAUGGAAGUUUUGGUAUACCAGGUCCAUUUCAGGAGAAGGGUUCAAUUGGGUCAAUUCCGGUGGGAGAAAGUCAUCAAGCGGUACAUAAUGUUAGUGAGAUGGUUACUAGUUUGUCAUCAACUGUUACGGCUGCUGUUGAAGCUACAUCUCUCACAUCGGUUUUUCUGGAUGAAUGUUUACAUAUGUUCUUUGUAAGAUUCAUACCUACAUUUCCAGUAUUACAUCGAUCAACAUUUGUCUUUCGAGAAUGUACUCAACCUUUACUUCUCAAUGCCAUGGCUAUCGGUUCUUUAUAUCUUGGACCCAAAGAUUCAGUUGCAAAAGGUGAAGCUUUAUGGAGGCUUGCACAUGUAGCAGUUGCGACAUCUUGGGAAACAUUAAUCACUCACCAAGGUCCUUACGAUAGUUGUCAAGGAGUACAGUUAGUUGUGACUGCUCUACUUGCUCAAAUUUACGGCGCGCUUUCAAGAAAUCGAGUUAUUCGAACCACAAGUCAAGCAUUCCAUGCUCUUGGAUUCUUUUGGGCAAGACAAUGCGCAAUAUCUGAUAGUGAACCAUACUCAAGGAGUAACCUACCAAACCAAAAUUCUACUGACGAAGAAAAGAAUAGAGCUUGGAAAGUUUGGGCAGCCAAAGAAAUUCAACAACGUGCUUUAUUGGGUCAUUAUGUAUUGGAUGGUUUAAUAUCCCGAAUGUCUGGGGAAACACCAUCAGUUCGACAUGCUGCCAAUCAAUUGGGUUUACCAAGUAGCGAAACAGCAUUCGAGGCUACAACUGCCAAUGAAUGGCUAAAUCACAUGAGAUCUCAAGAACCUUUACAAUAUUCUUUCCGAAGUAUUAUUAGAUCAUUAUUUGCCCCGGCUAGUCAACCUUUUACUAGUUUUCAUGUAUUCUCGGCAUUCUCACUUCGAGUCAUUUUAGAAGGCCUUCAAUCCUUGGUUUCGGAUUGCGAUUCCGAUGAUCUUUCGACAGUUGGUGUACCUACAAAGCUUGAAUUACGAAAAGCUUUGGGUCACUCUUUUGAAGCUAUAUCAAUGAGCCCAAAUCUUUCACAUUCCGAACGACUUGAACUUCUACUAAGGUGGCAUACCAUUUGCCUAGACGCCUGUAAAGAUUCAUCAUUACUUUGCAGAUCUAUCUGUUCUCGUUAUGGUAUCGUUCAACAUGUUUGUGGCGGAAAGAAUGUCAUGAAACCAGAACAAGAUUUGAUAAGUUGGGCCAGUACGGAAGAAGCACGAAAAGCUCUCUUACACGCCAUUGCAAUCCAAGAGAUUGUAGAACAAUUACCAAGAGGUAGAGCACAUGUCAUACAUAUCCCAAGUUCUUUAUUUGCUUCAGCAACAGUCUAUUGUGUAUUUUCACUAGCUGGUCAGGGUGCAGUCAAUGUACCAAAUAUUGUGGAUUGGCAAGCUGUUUUAGCGACCAAUGAAGCUUUAAAUUCUUCAAUCCAACCAGGAUGUACAAGUCAAUCAGAAACAGAAUUAUAUCUUCGAGGGGAAAACUCAUUUUUCAGAGCAAUGGGGACAACGAAGAAUCUUCUUUAUGAACUCAAUUCUAUGCAGAAGCUAUUUAAAUGCCUAUGUUCACAAUGGGGCAUUGCAUUUGAUAUGGAGGAUAUUUUGGAUCAAUGGAAUACACUUUGUCAUUGA
This is a messenger RNA of Botrytis deweyae, 2211 nucleotides long. RefSeq lists its product as uncharacterized. NCBI's taxonomy places the organism in Eukaryota, Fungi, Ascomycota, Leotiomycetes, Helotiales, Sclerotiniaceae. The transcript is spliced from 4 exons. The record is from RefSeq and is a predicted model, not a curated record. Bases 1 to 2211 code for a protein of 736 amino acids. Gene Ontology annotation, molecular function: DNA-binding transcription factor activity, RNA polymerase II-specific; zinc ion binding; RNA polymerase II cis-regulatory region sequence-specific DNA binding. Gene Ontology annotation, cellular component: chromatin. Gene Ontology annotation, biological process: regulation of transcription by RNA polymerase II; DNA-templated transcription.